CCAGUUCGCCUGCGUGCCCAUCCCGGCAGUGGUAUCGCCACCAGAGCCUCUCUGAAAUCUUGACAGCCCCCGUCGUGCCAGCUGUUCUGUCAUUCCUCUGGUGUGGGCUGCUGUGGGGAAAUGCGUUUGCCUCCCCGUUCUUCGGAACGUGCUAGUGUCUCGCUAGGGGUGCGAUCGGGUCUCUUUCACACCCCUCUAAUUCCAGACCGAUCCUUUCCCCCCCUUUUCCCUUCAGGAAGGGACGCCUGGGGAAUCAUCAUGCUGCUCAGAGGACCGGAGCCGACUCCCGCGACAUCCCGACCCAGCCUCUUCUUCUGCUAGGGCUCCAGGAAUAUAUUUCUACUACUACCUGCACCAUUAGAAGAACCAUCGGGUUUUGCUUUGCCUUGCCUUUUUUUAAGGAGCAAAUGGAAUGAUCUCUUUGGAUCCUGCAUUUUACGACCCUCCUUUCCACACGGUCUGAUUCAUCUUCGAAGCCGAUCUCUCCUCUCUCCUCCUCUCUCUCUGCCGUUUUGCAUUUGCACCACUUCAAGACACAAGAUCGCCAAAGCUGAAUCUUCUGGCAGGAAAGAUUUUGCAUCGCCCCCUCCCCAUUUGCUCCCCCAACCUCAUUCUUCUUAUGUGGAUAUGCAAGCAAGAAGAGGAGACUGGAUACUCCCAACAUGCUCACUCCCUUAAUCUGUCCGCCUAGAGGUUCUGCUUCUACAAACCAAGAUACUAAAGCAGCAAUAUUGAGAGAGUGCAGGAUGAAGCAAAGCAAAUUAUUGCAGAACCAACAAAAAAAAGCUAUAGCGCUUGCAAGUUGACUCUUCGCUGCUAUCCAGUAAUCAAAUAUGUUCCUGUGUCGCCAGAUGUAGGGGAUCAUCAUUUGGCAAGGGAGUGCAAGAGCUGAAGAUGAGGCCCAGAGCAGAGUGCUAUUCCUCAAAGUUCUGGCUUAUGCUGGCAGUCUUAGCAACUACAGGUGGUGGAGCCUGGGCUCAAAAGAACCAACCCAGCAUUGGCAUUGCUGUCAUCUUGGUGGGUACCUCUGACGAAGUGGCCAUCACAGAUGCCUAUAAGAAAGAUGAUUUCUAUCACCUCUCUCUCAUGCCUCGUGUGGAACUGGUGGCCAUGAAUGAGACAGAUCCCAAGAGCAUCAUCACCCGCAUCUGUGAUAUCAUGUCUGACCGUAGGGUUCAAGGUGUGGUGUUUGCUGACGACACAGACCAGGAAGCCAUUGCCCAGAUCCUGGACUUCAUUUCUGCCCAGACCCUCACACCCAUUCUAGGUAUCCAUGGAGGCUCUUCCAUGAUCAUGGCAGACAAGGAUGAGUCAUCCAUGUUCUUCCAAUUUGGCCCAUCAAUAGAACAGCAAGCUUCUGUCAUGCUCAACAUCAUGGAAGAAUAUGACUGGUACAUCUUCUCCAUUGUCACUACCUACUUUCCUGGCUAUCAGGACUUUGUCAACAAGAUCCGCAGCACUAUUGAGAACAGCUUUGUAGGCUGGGAGCUAGAAGAGGUACUCUUGCUGGACAUGUCUCUGGAUGAUGGUGACUCAAAGAUCCAGAAUCAGCUCAAGAAACUGCAGAGCCCUGUCAUCCUCCUUUACUGUACUAAAGAAGAGGCCACCUACAUUUUUGAGGUGGCCAAUUCUGUAGGUCUGACUGGCUAUGAUUACACAUGGAUUGUGCCCAGCUUGGUGGCUGGAGAUACAGACACAGUGCCCUCUGAAUUCCCCACUGGACUUAUCUCUGUGUCGUAUGAUGAGUGGGACUAUGGCCUUCGCGACAGGGUGAAAGACGGAAUAGCCAUAAUAACCACAGCCGCUUCUGACAUGCUGUCUGAGCACAAUUUCAUUCCUGAGCCCAAAAGUAGUUGCUACAACACACAGGACAAGAGGAUCUACCAGUCCAACAUGCUGAAUAGGUACCUGAUUAAUGUCACCUUUGAAGGAAGGAAUUUGUCUUUCAGUGAGGAUGGCUACCAGAUGCACCCCAAAUUGGUUAUCAUCCUCUUGGACAAGUCGAGGACGUGGGACAGGGUGGGAUGGUGGAAGGACAAGCGCCUCAAGAUGAGGUAUUAUGUGUGGCCCCGUUCUGAGCUGUACCCUGACUGUGAGGAGCGUGAAGAUGACCAUCUUAGCAUAGUGACCCUAGAAGAAGCACCAUUUGUCAUUGUGGAAAAUGUGGACCCGUUAAGUGGGACCUGCAUGAGGAACACUGUCCCGUGCCAAAAGCAAAUCGUGUCAGAGAACAAAACGGAUGAUGAGACUGCCUAUAUCAAGAAAUGCUGCAAAGGGUUUUGCAUUGAUAUACUCAAGAAAAUCUCCAAGUUUGUCAAGUUCACCUAUGACCUUUACUUGGUAACCAAUGGCAAACAUGGGAAGAAAGUUAAUGGAACGUGGAAUGGAAUGAUAGGCGAGGUGGUUGCCAAACGUGCCUACAUGGCGGUGGGAUCCCUCACCAUAAAUGCAGAGCGUUCAGAAGUGGUUGAUUUUUCUGUGCCCUUCAUUGAGACAGGAAUCAGUGUCAUGGUGUCACGAAGCAAUGGGACUGUCUCACCUUCUGCCUUCUUAGAGCCAUUCAGUGCUGACGUGUGGGUGAUGAUGUUUGUAAUGCUGCUUAUAAUCUCUGCGGUGGCUGUUUUUGUCUUUGAGUACUUCAGUCCUGUGGGAUACAACCGGUGUCUGGCUGAUGGCAGAGAGCCUGGUGGUCCUUCUUUCACCAUUGGCAAAGCUAUUUGGUUACUAUGGGGCCUGGUAUUCAACAACUCUGUACCAGUGCAGAAUCCCAAGGGGACUACUAGCAAGAUAAUGGUGUCUGUGUGGGCCUUCUUUGCCGUCAUCUUCCUGGCCAGUUACACUGCCAAUUUGGCUGCCUUCAUGAUCCAAGAAGAAUAUGUGGACCAGGUGUCUGGGCUGAGCGACAAAAAGUUUCAAAACCCAAAUGCUUUCUCGCCGCCUUUCCGCUUUGGGACUGUUCCCAACGGCAGUACAGAGAGGAACAUUCGCAACAAUUAUGAACUGAUGCACGCCUACAUGGUCAAGUUCAACCAAAGAUCGGUGCAAGAUGCGCUAUCCUCGCUGAAGACAGGGAAGCUGGAUGCUUUCAUUUAUGACGCAGCUGUGCUAAACUACAUGGCUGGCAGAGAUGAAGGUUGCAAGCUGGUGACUAUUGGCAGUGGGAAGGUAUUUGCUUCCACGGGCUAUGGCAUUGCCAUCCAGAAGAAUUCAGGCUGGAAGCGUCAAGUGGAUCUUGCAAUCCUACAGCUUUUUGGUGAAGGGGAGAUGGAGGAGCUAGAAGCUCUGUGGCUUACUGGCAUUUGCCACAAUGAGAAGAACGAGGUAAUGAGCAGCCAACUGGACAUCGAUAACAUGGCAGGCGUCUUCUAUAUGUUGGGAGCAGCCAUGGCCCUCAGCCUCAUCACCUUCAUCUGCGAACACCUUUUCUAUUGGCAGUUCCGCCACUGCUUCAUGGGUGUCUGCUCUGGCAAGCCUGGCGUAGUCUUCUCCAUCAGCAGGGGUAUUUACAGCUGCAUCCAUGGAGUAGCGAUCGAAGACCGUCAGUCUUCUAUGAACUCUCCCACAGCCACCAUGAACAAUACCCAUUCCAACAUUCUGCGCCUUCUCCGUACAGCAAAGAACAUGGCCAACCUGUCAGGUGUCAAUGGCUCACCACAAAGUGCCCUGGAUUUCAUCCGCCGCGAAUCAUCUGUCUAUGACAUCUCUGAGCAUCGCCGCAGCUUCACUCACUCUGACUGCAAGUCUUACAACAACCCCCCUUGUGAGGAGAACCUUUUCAGUGAUUAUAUUAGUGAGGUAGAAAGGACCUUUGGCAAUCUGCAGCUGAAAGAAAGUAAUGUGUAUCAAGACCAUUAUCACCACCACCAUCGCCCUCAUAGCAUAGGUAGUGCCAGCUCCAUCGAUGGACUCUACGACUGUGACAACCCACCUUUCUCUGCACAGCCUCGGUCCCUCAGUAAGAAGCCAUUGGAUAUUGGUCUGCCCCCAGCCAAACAUGGCCAGCUGGGCGACCUCUAUGGCAAGCUGUCUUUCAAGAGUGACCGAUACAGUGGUGGAGGGGCACACGACGACUUGAUCCGUUCGGAUGUCUCGGACAUUUCCACCCACACAGUGACUUAUGGCAACAUUGAGGGCAAUGCUGCCAAGCGGCGGAAGCAGCAGUACAAGGAUAGUUUAAAGAAGCGCCCAGCCUCGGCGAAGUCACGGAGAGAGUUUGAUGAGAUUGAAUUGGCCUAUCGCCGGCGUCCCCGCUCCCCUGAUCACAAGCGCUACUUCAGGGACAAGGAAGGGCUAAGGGAUUUCUAUUUGGACCAGUUCCGGGCCAAGGAGAACUCACCGCACUGGGAGCACGUGGAUCUGACUGAUAUCUAUAAAGAGCGGGGCGAUGACUUCAAGCGUGACGCUAUAGGGGGAGCAGGGACGUGUACUAAUAGGACCCACCACAAGCAUGGGUCGGGGGACUUUGGAGCAAACAAUGAGCACAAGCACAGUGGUGUGAGUGGGGUACCCGCCCCAUGGGAGAAAAACCUCACCAAUCUGGAUUGGGAGGAGCGCCCAGGGGCUAAUUAUUGCCGCAGUUGCCCAUCAAAGCUGCAUAACUAUACCCCAACUGUGGUGGGGCAGAACUCCACCCGCCAGCCAUGCAUCCGGUGCGAAGCUUGCAAGAAGGCAGGCAACCUCUAUGACAUCAGUGAGGACAACUCCCUCCAAGAGCUGGACCAGCCCUCUGCUCCUGUGCCCGUGGCAAGCAGCACCUCCACUACCAAGUAUCCUCAGAGCCCUUCCAACUCUGCCUCCAAGGUGCAGAAGAAGAACCGCAACAAGCUCCGCCGGCAGCACUCCUAUGACACGUUUGUGGAUCUGCAAAAGGAAGACGCAGCCCUGGCCCCCCGCAGCGUGAGCCUGAAGGACAAGGGCCGCUUUUUGGAGGGAAGCCCCUAUGCCCAUAUGUUUGAGAUGCCAGCAAGCGAGGCCCCUUUUGCCAACAACAAGUCCUCAGUGCCCGCCCCCAGCCACCACCACCACAACAAUCCUGGCAUUGGUGGUGGUUACAUGCUCAGCAAGUCGCUCUACCCCGACCGGGUCACUCAAAACCCUUUCAUCCCCACUUUUGGGGAUGACCAGUGCUUGCUCCAUGGCAGCAAAUCCUAUUUCUUCAGGCAGCCUGUGGUGGCAGGAGGGCCCAAGGCCAGGCCAGACUUCCGAGCCAUUGUCACCACCAACAAGCCGGUGGUCUCAGCCCUUCAUGGGGCUGUGCCAGCCCGUUUCCAGAAGGACAUCUGUAUAGGGAACCAGUCCAACCCCUGUGUGCCUAACAACAAAAACCCCAGGGCUUUCAAUGGCUCCAGCAACGGGCAUGUUUAUGAGAAACUUUCCAGUAUUGAGUCUGAUGUCUGAGUGAUGGGGAAAAAGCAUGGGAGGGGAUGGUGCAGGAAAUGUGAAGUGUGGGAGGGGCAGGUGGUGGGUUCAGACCUAGUUCCCAUUUGCUACUCUUCUGCUACUCUUUUUUUCUUUGUGGAAUACUGGAGUUCUGCUUCGGCAGCACUGAUGAGAAGUGCCACCUCUUUCUUUCCCCGCUCCCCAACCCCUGUUUCUCUCUUUUCAUGUACCCAGUCACAAUUCCAUUCCUGGCCAUCACAUGUCAGAGCUUAGUAGCUUAGCUUGUGUUUUCAUGGUUGGAAAGGCAAGGCAUGGUUGAGGUGAAUUCAACACAUGAGUGAGGGGUAACAGCCACAGAGCUUGGGGUUUUCUUAGCACCAAACAGGGGUGGUUAAUAUGGAGAUGAGAACGUGGUGUAACGUGGCGAGUCGAAGAGACUGAACAGGCACCAAGAAGAUGUAGGUCAUCUUAUAUUUGUUUUUUUAAGCAAAAUCAGUGGGACACAAAUAGUGUGGGAUCAGCUCAAUACAGUAUAUGUUGAUUACAUGAAAAGAUUCAUUCAGUUCUUUUGUGAAGACUUUGUGGGUUAAAGGCUGAAAUAUGUAGUUGCAUAUAUACUGAAGAAAACAAUGUAUUGAUAUCUUGGGAUAUUUACCAUGGGGAGGGGAAGUUUGAGGUGUAUGCAGAUCUGGCCAGUAGUCCAGUCAUAGUAACCCAGUGAGAGCACUUUUGAAAGAUGAGUUGAAAUGAUAGAAGUCCGUGAGAUCAGGUAAUCUCUCAGCAAAAGUCGUGGGAGAAUUAAAAUGUGGAGUCCCAACUGAGGGGAGAAUGACAGGUUUUACCUUAUUCAUGAACAACUCAUUGUUAAUUUUGAAAUCAUGGAACCUUAGAUGUGGAUUGGCUUUUGUCCAAGCUUACAUGAAGAAGAAUGUACAUGAAACAUCUGGCAAGGAAAACCAAAUGAAUUAUGAUCCAUUAGAGAUUCAGUUGACAAGCCCAGCAGAGAAAGCCUUUGCAACUCAUAGGAAAGCAAAGGGUGACAAGAAAGGUGGGGCUGGUAACUCUGCCCCCUUGUUUAGGAAACCUUGUUCCCACAGAUUUAACCUGGGAGGGAGAAGUCUCAGCCAUAUUUUCUUCCUCUUGCCUGUCAUACAAAGCAAUUGUGGAAGACGAACACGGGGAAAUGCUUUCUCUGCUACUGCUGCUAGGGUGUUGAAGUUCUUCCUCUGAAUGGAAAGUGGGAGAAGCUGCUGGUAAUGGUGUUGGAUUUGGUGGUGGGCAUGAGGCCAGAAGAAGGAUCUGGCUGCACAACUCAGACAUGUGUAUAUGUGUAUUUAUUGAAUAUAUACUUAUAUUUGAUAAUUAUAGUGUUGUGGAAAUACAUGGCUUGUCUUCCACAGGGCAUGAGGAGACGAAGAAUCAGAUCCCACAGAUGCUAGGGUGGGGACUGGAGAGCAGAGGUGGAAAGAUAGGGGGAAGAUAGUUGUGGAGGAGACCAGCAGGUCCUCAACUGGAAAAGUGGUCCUAUUUAGCAACUUCAGAGGUAUCUUGGUCCUCUUCUCAGUGCAUCCAAUAUUAGUGACAGCAGGUUUCCUGCUAAGGAAUAAUCAUAAAUGCAAAUUAAACUUAAUACAUGGAAGUGAUGGUAGAAGUGAGAUGGUUUCAUUUACAGCAGGAACCCUCAGGUAAGGGCAACAGGUCCACUGUUGAUUCCCAAAUAUGUGGCAAAGCAUCUCACCUGUUCAUGGGUCUGUUGGUGAAAAAUGCUCUUUAGAUAGAUCGGGCACUUUGCAGUAGGAAUGAAUGUAUGUGGAGGCACACUCAGACCUUGAAUACUGGAAGCUGCCGUCCUUUUUUCAAGCCACAUUUCCUGCAGCUGAUUCUCCUCUUUACGUAUCCUUCCCACCACAACCCAGUUGGCUUUCUCCAAAUACCUGUCUUGCAUUGAAGCCAGUUGAAGGCUUCGUUUGAUUCUUAAACAGGGUAGGGAUGGUCCUGAAUGUUAUGUGAGGUGGGGAAUUCCCCCCUCCAGAUUUACUGAGCAAGUAAUAGAAGGAGCAAUGCCCUCUCUACCACUGAUGGAGCAGAAUGCUUUUUGGUCCCUCUCCUCUUUCCCUUGUAAAGGAAAACUAUACUUGCCUAGCAAUCUGCAGAAUGCAAAGUGAUGAGGUUGAAUCCUCUGACAAAGGCAGUUGAAAAGGCAUUCAUUUCAUUUGUAAAUAUAGGGGUUUUUUUUCCUAUUGCAUUUUGUACAAACUAGUGCUUCUCUUCUUGUGAAUAUUCAGGUUUGGAAAGGAGAGAGGUUUUAGGUUGUUUUUUCAUACAACUUUCAGGCUGUGUAUCUGGAAGUAGUUUUAUGUGGGCCCA
Messenger RNA from Hemicordylus capensis (graceful crag lizard), 7746 nucleotides. RefSeq names its product glutamate ionotropic receptor NMDA type subunit 2B (gene GRIN2B). Gene Ontology annotation, cellular component: plasma membrane; postsynaptic membrane; postsynaptic density membrane. Gene Ontology annotation, biological process: monoatomic ion transport; long-term synaptic potentiation; excitatory postsynaptic potential. NCBI's taxonomy places the organism in Eukaryota, Metazoa, Chordata, Lepidosauria, Squamata, Cordylidae. Gene Ontology annotation, molecular function: transmitter-gated monoatomic ion channel activity involved in regulation of postsynaptic membrane potential; NMDA glutamate receptor activity. Bases 895 to 5397 code for a protein of 1500 amino acids. The record is from RefSeq and is a predicted model, not a curated record. The transcript has 14 exons.